AAUGCGGUUCCAAAUUCAAAAUAUUGUUCCGUUACCAAAUUGCCCUAACCUUCCCUCCCCUUUUCCACCUCCAACGUCUUCACCUUCUUCAGCAUAACUAGGGUUUCGCCUUCAUUCUAUCUCAGCAAUAAAAAUUCAAAACUCUUGAGUCCAUCGCACAGUUUCUAGUGAUUUUACAUUCAAUUUGUAAGCUCUCAAAAUGAAUUAUUACACGACUUCUAAAUCGUCUGAUAACUUUCAAUCCAUGUUAAAAGAAUCAGUGGAUCGCUUUUUAUGCGAAUUCCGAAAAGGCGUCACUGAUUUCUCUAAUUUUGCCAUCAUUUUCUCCCGUUUACUUCAAAAUUUACCCGAUCCCUCACUCGAGUAGGUUUGGUUUUACUCUGCACUGACUUUCCACACCACCAAAUUUACAUCUAUGCCCUCUUCAAAAAACGUUUUGGCUACCAAAGACUUGUUUCAGUUGCUAGUUUCUUGUUCCAGUUCAUGUAACGUUGUUAAAAGAAUUGCGAUUCUUGGUCCAGUUAUAUAUGAUCUGUACCAUAUGGUGACUGAUGAAAAAGAUUCGAAGAGAGAUGUUGAGAGUUUGUUAGAAGGAAUAGUUAGUUACAUUAGUAUUUGUUGUGGCACCGAGUCUGAACUAGAUGAUAGAAUGGAGUGUUUGAACUUGAAUACUUGCUUUCUGGAUUUGGUGCAUGUGUGGGUUGUUGAUCGGGUUGAAGAGAAGUGUGAGUUUGGGGACUUGAGGGUGUUUUUACCAAUUGUGGGCGAUAAAAUUCGUGAUGGUGUUGGUGCGGGGUGUAGAGUUGGAUACUUAGCUGGAAUUGUGAUGUGUGAAGCUUUUUUGUUAAGGUUAUGCUUGAAGUUUGGAGUGCCAACCUUGAGGGAUGAACUGGAGAAAGACUUGCGUGAUUGUGCUCUACAAAUCAUAACUGGGUUUCGAAGUUUUUACUUUUUUGAUAUCCUUCUCAGGAUGCUGAUGGAGCCAAUGCUGCCUGUCAUGUCCCUGCUGGUUUCAGAAGAUGAAGUUCUUUUACAUCACAUUCUGUUUGAUGUAGUUGUAACUGUAGAGUAUUCAUUCCUCACUUCUCAAAGAGGGAUUCAGUUACCUAGCAGAAACCUUAAAAUUCUUGCUAUGCGAUGGUUGUUUGUUGUUGACAAUGCAUUACAGUCCGUGAGGGCAAAUGGUGACCACACCAAAGUCAUUUCUUAUAUAAAUGCUUUCUCCAAGUCUUGCCUGCUUUCUCAAUUGAUCACGUGGGUUACUAAUCAAAAUGGCAUGGGGGAAAUAACCAGCAGACCAAAUCUUUCCACUCCUGUUAGUCUUAUCAAGUGGCUGCUAAUUGUUGAAGAUCAAGGUGUAAGAGUAUUUGAUUUUGACAUCAGCAAGAUUUAUGCCAAAACUGUAAUUUGCAAGUCCAGAGUAGGGUAUGAUUUCCCAGUAAUUAUGCCCAAUGAUAAGAGUUUGUUUGAAAAUCUCUUCUUGAACACUGAUAACGAGAGAUGGCAAUGGAAUGAUGAUGGUGACCUGGAGAUGGUCGAUAUUGUGGAUACUGAGUUUUUGGCUGAUACUUGCAUGAUGAAAUCAACAGCAAUUGAUGGUACAAGGAAACGCAAAGAAGGGAGAAACAUAGAAGGUGAAAUACCAGUUAAGUUUGUUAAGUAUAAUUUUCAUGAUAACUCUCUGAGUGAAUUUUCAGCUUCGAGUAACGAAGAUGGUUUGAGUAGCGGAAGUGAAGUCGAUAAUCCAAUCUCUGAUGAAGAUAUGGAAGACAUGAAGCAAUAAAGAUUAUUGACAAGGACCGGUUAUACUCUGGUGGAUUUCUAUUCUUAUUGAUAGUUAACCGAGAAGGAAUUUUCAUCAGUGCAGCCUUACAGAUAAUGGGUUGUGCUGUCCUCUUCUCUGGUAUAAUCAACAGAUAAAAACUUAAGAAUUCAUGUUCAAAUAGAUCCUUAUUAAAAAGAUGACUAACCCAUCUUCUUUCUAUUAUAAGACUCGUAUUCUUAUCACCUACUUAUAUACGUAUGGUAUGAGUAGCUGUACGUAGAUGAUUGUCAUCUUAGAUGUAUGAAUUGUUGUUGUUAUAGUUUAGACAAUUUCUCUUAAGCAUCUAUUUCCUAAA
This is a messenger RNA of Mangifera indica (mango), 2120 nucleotides long. RefSeq lists its product as uncharacterized. The coding region runs from base 416 to 1783 and encodes 455 amino acids. Lineage: Eukaryota; Viridiplantae; Streptophyta; Magnoliopsida; Sapindales; Anacardiaceae. The transcript is spliced from 5 exons. The record is from RefSeq and is a predicted model, not a curated record.